UCACAGGUCUGAAGCAUAUGACCCCAUAGGAAGUAUCAGGAAGCAGGCACACUGAAUGUAAAACAUGGAAAACCGGGCAAACAACACCCUGUCCGACGAAAGUGCGGUGAACUGCCCCAUUUGCUUGGAGAAGAUUCAGAGAAGGAAAACUCUUAGCUGUCAGCACUCUUUUUGCUCGGUGUGCAUCGACUCUGUUUUCAGGCUUAAGCCCGCAUGUCCGCUAUGCAACACCUUCCACGGAGUUUACAUGGGGACCCAGCCACACGGUGUGAUGGAGGUGACCAAAAGCAUCAUGAAGCUGCCAGGCUUCGACAACUGCGGCUCUAUCGUCAUUCAUUACAUUUUUCCAGCUGGGGUACAAGGGCCUGAACACCCAAACCCGGGAGUGAGGUAUAGCGGCACCUCCCGUGUUGCCUACCUGCCAGACUGCACAGAGGGACAGAAAGUCCUGAGGCUGCUGAGGAAAGCGUUCGACAGGAAACUCACGUUUACCAUCGGGCGGUCGGCCACCACAGGACUGAACAACGUCAUCACCUGGAACGACAUUCACCAUAAGACCAGCAUAGAUGGAGGCCCACAGCACUUUGGCUAUCCAGAUCCAGGGUAUCUGUUCAGGGUUCAAGAAGAGCUUCGACUCAAAGGCAUAACAGAAGAUGACUGAUGUUGGAAGCCAUCUUUUAGACGGCCUUAUUGCUACUCCUGAUAACAUUUCCAGUUGCAAGCCUGCUCUUUUUCUCAGAAAUGUUCACAACUGACAUUUGUAAGAAUUUUUUUUUUUUAUAUAAGUUUGCUAAAACCGAGGUAAAAGUUUUCCUAAUUAUUUUCUUCUGCUUUACUUUUGCAUAAUCUCCUUAAAGCCAAAAAAAACAGGAGAAGUUUGUUGAUUUAAUUUUAUAUCUGUUUUUUUAGUGUCUUUUAUUAAAAAAAAAACAUUCGGUACCAUCCGCAUGUAUUGACACUUUAGGUAAAGAUUUGCUAAAAGAGUUUAAAAUAAAUAGAUUUUAUGUUACAUUAUAAUGAAACCUGCUUCCGUUUUGCUUUAAGAUGUUUACUUGUAGCCAUUUACUGACUAGAGGAUCAACACCUCUUUCUAGCUUUAAUAGCAGGCUUUGUUGUCUUUUUCAUUUUGAAGAGUAAUCCCAGAUGCUUUUAUUUAUUUAAUAAAUGGUAAAUGGCCAGUAGGCAAUGCAGGUGAAGUGUCUUGCCCAAGAACACAAUGACACUGAAAGCCGGAGCCGAGGCUUGAACCGACAAUUCUCCAGUGAUAAUAUAUAAAUGGAGAGUUAUGGUUAGGCAAAUAUCUUUGGCAGUAAGAUGUUAAAUAUACCUUUGAUACUGUUUAAUGUUGUUUUUCUUUGCCAAUCAUUCUUGCACAUCCAAAGCCUUUAAGAUGUCAUAAAUGUGUUGCUCUUUUCCAGCUCCCUCAUUCUAAGUAGUUGGCAGACAUCUUUCAUUAAUAGUAUACAUGAGCAUAA
This is a messenger RNA of Cyprinodon tularosa, 1475 nucleotides long. RefSeq names its product probable E3 ubiquitin-protein ligase DTX3. NCBI's taxonomy places the organism in Eukaryota, Metazoa, Chordata, Actinopteri, Cyprinodontiformes, Cyprinodontidae. The transcript has 3 exons. Gene Ontology annotation, molecular function: metal ion binding. Gene Ontology annotation, biological process: Notch signaling pathway; protein ubiquitination. The record is from RefSeq and is a predicted model, not a curated record. The coding region runs from base 65 to 661 and encodes 198 amino acids.